This is a messenger RNA of Lactuca saligna, 1607 nucleotides long. NCBI's taxonomy places the organism in Eukaryota, Viridiplantae, Streptophyta, Magnoliopsida, Asterales, Asteraceae. The record is from the annotation of a GenBank genome assembly.
AUUUUUUUUCUAAAUAAAAAUCAACCUGUUCGAUAACGAAAUUUUUAUAAACUCCAUUAGAAAAAUAAAAUAAAUGUAAUUAUAUUUUAUAGAUUAUUCCGUUGUUAAUUGACGUCAUAUGAUUUUUGAUUGGCAAAACGCGUAUACAGAAAUCAAAAACACUUUCAAGGCCAGACUCCGAUCGAAAGCAGGAUUUUGGGGAUGGCAUGGCGGUCUUCUCCUUCCCCAAAACCGCAUCAACCUCACUCAUCAUCCUCCUCACUUUGAUCUUCUUCUUCCUCCUUCAAUUCCCCUCAUCAAACAAUCACCAGGGUCUCCCCACCACCCAAAUCCACCGGAGGUCACUCCUCAACACCACCACCACCACCACUUGUUCACACAUUCUUCAAAUCCCACAAGAUCGCCGCUGCUCCUUUUCCACCCUCCACUGCUCCGCCCACUCCAAUGGCCUCCUCAACUACUUCUCCUUCCACUUCUGUCACUUCAAUCAAAACCCAUUUCUCUCAGUCCCCUUUCUCUCCCUCACCGUCGUCCUACAGUUCUACAUCCUCGUCAAAACCGCCCAAGAUCAGUUCUCUGUCGUCGUCACUAAACUAUCCACUCACUUGAAUCUAUCCCCGAGUAUGGGGGCAGUCACUCUUCUAGCACUCGGAAACGGCGCUCCUGAUGUGUUCGCAUCUGUCGCCGCCGUCGGUGGCGGAAACCCCCGAACUGGAUUCGGCGCGAUUUUAUCCGCCGGGACUUUCGUUUCAGCUCUCGUCGUUGGUUUCGUCGCGAUCUACGCAGCUCCCUUCGCCGUCUCCCCUGCGCCUUUUAUAAGGGAUGUGUUGUUUUAUCUUACGGCGGCGUUGUUUCUGUUCUAUGUGUAUCUUAGUGCUGAGAUUUACCUAUGGCAGGCCGUUGGAUUCGUAGGGUUCUAUCUGUUUUUCGUUGGUUUUGUGUUUUGGAUGGAUAGUGGUGGGAAAUUGAAGCGUGGUGGUAGUGAAGUUCAGGAUCAUAAAGGUUCCAUGGAAAUUGACCCUGAAAAUGGAAGUAAUUCCAUGGAUUUUAACAAGAAGAAGACAACCUCUGGGAUUCGACAAGCUUUUAACAAGAUAUCAAAAACAUGGGAAGUUCCAGUGAGAGUAAUGUUAAACCUAACAAUCCCACAAUCAUCACCUUCACAAUGGAACAGAUUCUAUCGAUCUGCAAACAUUGCGUUAUGUCCUCUCGCUCUAAUUUCAUUACAUAGUCGAAAAAAAGCCCCCCAAAACAGAGCAACUGCCAAUAGUUCUAAUGGGAUUCGUCAUGAGUGUGUGUUGGAUCUCCACCAUGGCCGGAGAGCUUCUCAACUGUCUGGCGGCAUUAGGGUCACUCCUGGAGGGCAACCUGCCAUGGCUAUGGCUGGAUGCUUUGCUGGACCGAUGUUUAAUAUGCUUUUUGGGCUUGGAAGUGCUUUGGUUAUACAGACGUUUAAUGUUUAUCCAGAGGCUUAUGAGCUUGAAUUUCAUGUUAGUAUUGUGGUGGCGUUUGUGUUCUUGGUUUUGAGCCUUAUGGGGUCGUUGUUGGUUGUGACAUGGUGUAGAUUUCAGGUUCCAAGUUUACACAGUAAAGCAUUUCCGUUAUAA